AGCAAAUGUAGCGGUCGGAAAUAAGUGUCUCCGACCCCUCACGCUAGAAUCACACCGCCAAGGAUUCGAUCAUCGAAGCGGUGCACAUCGAAUACAGCUUCAUCACGACUGGCACACAAAAUCCGAUUUGACAAUACCCUGCACCUAGAGACAACUGCUUCACUUCGCUUCCUACAUCCCAGACCACCUCAACCUCCAUCAUGUCGAACCCAAGAAUAGAAGAGCUUCCCGACGAGGAACCCACCAAGAACACCCAGGCCGAAGAUGCGUCCAGCUCAUCCGAGUCCGAAGCCGAAGGUGCUGGAGAAGGUGAAGCCUCCAUCCCAGCUGGAUCUGCUGUCGCAGUCCACAGCCGAAACGAGAAGAAGGCGCGCAAGGCCAUUGGCAAGCUGGGCUUGAAGCACGUUCCAGGCAUUACCCGUGUUACCUUGAGAAGACCAAAGGGGGUUCUCUUCGUGAUCUCCAACCCUGACGUCUACCGCUCACCGACCAGCAACACAUGGAUCAUCUUUGGUGAAGCCAAGAUUGAAGACCUCAACUCCCAGUCACAAGCUGCCGCUGCUCAACAGCUUGCCGCUGCCGAAGCGGCCAACGCCGAGCACGCCGGUCACGACCACUCGCACGAGAACGGCAAGGGCAAGGAGCCUGAGAAGAAGGCCGACGAGGAGGAAGACGAUGACGAGGAGGUUGAUGACAGUGGGCUUGAAGCCAAGGACAUUGAACUCGUCAUGACGCAAGCCUCCGUGUCGCGAAAGAAGGCCGUCAAAGCACUCAAGGAGAAUGGCAACGAUAUAGUCAACUCCAUCAUGGCGCUAAGCGUAUGAUCAAAAGUAUUAAAAAGUUCGGGAUUGGGACCUGAAGUCUCAGGAUGCAAGUGAUCCAGAGUUGGGGGCGACGGUCUUGUCUAUCUUGUUGCACUGUCAGUGCACUGAACUUGGCAUGAUUGAGUUAUGCUUCUAGAUGAGCUGAAAAUACAACUAUGCUUGUCUUGCCAUUUA
Molecule: messenger RNA, 998 nt
Organism: Exophiala oligosperma
Lineage: Eukaryota; Fungi; Ascomycota; Eurotiomycetes; Chaetothyriales; Herpotrichiellaceae
Product: nascent polypeptide-associated complex subunit alpha
Exons: 4
Coding region: 201-824 (207 amino acids)
Biological process (GO): protein targeting to membrane
Cellular component (GO): nascent polypeptide-associated complex; cytoplasm
Source: RefSeq, a predicted model, not a curated record